UUUAGUUUUAGCAUUUAUUAAAUACUGUGUAUAUGCUUGUUAUAUAAUUUAUUGCACCGUGCUAAGAAAAGAAGGAAUUAACAUGGAUAUUGAAGCGGAAAUUGAUGUGCGAGAGGAGCGCUUAGACGAGUCACUGGAGGAUCAUGAGUUAUUUUAUAUGGACCAGUCUAUUAAAAGCGAAAUAACUUUUGAGCCGGAAAAAAUAACAGAGGCAUCAUAUUUGCACUUGCCAGAGGAGCAGAUUUGUCAACUUGAUCUCGGCUCAAGUAUGGACAUCGUGGAAGAGUUUUAUCAAAGUAAUAAUUUAAAUGCAAUAGGAGAAAUGUGUGAGCUUCAAGAAAAUGACGAAGAGCAAUUUAUGGACUCCAACGUAUCGGAAGUUUCAGAUGCAUUAAAUGAUCACAAUUAUACAUCACAAGAAGUUGUGCCAAGCCCAUGCGGCUUGGAUAGCGUUAAGGAUAUACUCUUGAGUCACAUUGUUUCAAAUAGAUCCGUACACGAAACUGUGCCAGCGAAUGUUUCCAACUUUAUAGAUAGUACGAUAAAUAGCAUUAAAGAGCUGCAGUUGGAGUUUAGCGAUAAGGGAAUGGAGGAAGCUCUUCUUGCUGAAUGCCUAUCUCAAGGCAAUAACGUAAUUCUACCAGAGAACUGCUCAGAGCCAUUAGAGGCUGAUACCAAUGAUGAAUAUUUUGAAAGUCUCUAUAAGAAUAUCAACGAUAACAAUACUGUUGCAAAUACACUUCUUGUGGAUACAAUUAAUUUUGCAAAAGAACUUUGCAAUGAAUGUAACUUGAAAGCAACGAAAUCUGAGAAUGAAUUUAAAAGCUUUAUUCUUGAUAAAAUUCAAAAACUUAAGAAAAUCGCCAAUAUUCAAGACACAGUGGAUCAGUCUAUGCAAACGCAUUCAAAAAGUUUUCUGCGUAAAAGACGAAGAAUUAACCACAAAGCGAAACGUAAUCUCUUAGAUUCAUCGGGUUCCUCAGAUGGAGAUUGUUCGGAUAGCUAUGGGGAAUCGGAUAAAAGAGAUUCAUCUGCAGAGAGUAGUAUUUCUGCGUUACGAGACCGUAACACUGUUACUGAGAAUUUAAAGAAAGAAUACGAUUAUAAUGAUGGCAUCGAUUUGUCCAAAUAUAUAAAGCUGGAAAUGACAAAUCAAAAGUUUCGCCAAAUUUCCAGCGACUAUGAAGAUGCUGAAAAACAGGAUUCAAACUCAUGCUCAUCUGGUGAUAACACGGAUAAGGAAAUUGAUAGACUUACAAACCUGAAUGGCUUGAAUAAACGCUAUGGCCAAACCAAACCAAGCGUCAAACCGAAGGAUAAGAGUUUACCAAAAGUGUUAAGUAAAAAAAAUGAUAAUAUUCUCAAUGAGUUAAACGACGAUAUGGAAAUGUAUGACAGCGAAAAUAGUUUCAAACAAAGUGAUGAUGAGUUCAUAACGGAAAAUCAGUAUCUCUCACGUUUCAAUGAGCAAAUAAAGAAACAAUUAUUGGACGAUUCAAACAGUGAUUCGGGGCUCUCUGACCAAAGUGAUUACAAUCUGUCUAAGGAAGACUGCUCCACAGAUAAUGAAACUACUAAGGAUGUUGUUGAUAAAUUUCUGGAAGUCUUCAAAUGUGACAACGAUGAUGAUCCAAAGGAUGAUGAGCUGAAUGACACAAAAGACAACAAAUCUGAGGUUGGAAUAAUUAGCAAAGACUCUGAUAGUCUUGAUGCAAGCGAUGAAUUUAAAACGAGUUUGAGUGCUCCAAAAAAAUCUAAAAAGUCCUUUGAAAAACUUUUGGCGGAGGCAGAAAGACGCAAUCAAAAUGAAGAAAUUGUUCUUAGCUCUGAAAGUGAAUUAUCAGACGCAGAUCCUGAACCAGUAGAGGAGAAAACGAGAAUUAUAAAGCCAAUGCUUCGCAUGGAUCAGCUGGCUAGUGAGACGAGAGUUGCUCAAAAAUCUGAAACUGAUCGAAUACGCAGGCUUGAAAAAAAUCACUCAAUGGUUGCUAAGGCUAUAAAAAAUAAUCUACCAAAGGCCAAAAAAGGGGCUUUUGUACUUGAUUAUAUUGAGAGCACGAAAACAUUUAUUGAAGUUGAUGAGCAUUUGGUAAAGCUUUUGAAGCCGCAUCAAAAGGAUGGCGUCAAGUUUAUGUACGACUCUUGUUAUGCUGGAAUUGAUCAUGCAAAGAAGAACUCUGGAUCUGGUUGCAUCUUGGCUCACUGUAUGGGUCUUGGCAAGACACUGCAGUUAAUUGCGCUGCUACACACGGUAAUAUCAUACAAGGAGCUAAACACUACGAAAGUGUUAGUACUCUGUCCAAAGAGUACUGUGAUGAAUUGGGCUGAUGAGGUGAAUCGCUGGUUGGGUCCAUUAAAAAAGAAAACUCCCAUCAAAGUUUGCGUUUUUCCGGACUGUUCCGAUAUUUCAGAUAAGCUGCGGCUUAUCGAGGAAUGGUCGUUAUCGUCCCCAGGCAAACCAGGUUGCUUGUUGGUUGGCUAUGAAGCUUUCCGAUCUCUUGUGUUUUAUCACUCGUAUAAGAAUCGUGGCAACUUAAAUCCUUCAAAACUGGAAUCAAUACGAGAUAAAGUUAACAAGUUCUUGCUACAGCCUGGUGCUGAUCUUGUUGUUUGCGAUGAGGGGCACAUUAUAAAGAAUAGUAAAUCUGCUAUAAGCCUUGCUGUUGCCAAAAUAAAAACACCAAAGCGCAUUAUUCUCACCGGAACGCCAAUUCAAAAUAAUCUUAAAGAAUAUUACAGCAUGGUUAAUUUUAUAAAACCAUUGUUCCUUGGCACAGAAAAGGAGUUUGCCAAUUUGUAUGCCAAUCCAAUUAAAAAUGGACAGCACAAGGACUCAAGCAAGAAGGAUAUUACAGUUAUGAAGCAAAGAUCCUAUGUUUUACACAAAAAACUAUCCAAAUUCGUACAGAGAAAAGAGGCAGAGCUACUUCAGACAUUUUUGCCACAAAAAUUCGAAUACGUGCUUUUUAUUCCAAUGUCAGGAGUGCAGAACACACUUUACGAAUAUAUUCUGGAAGCCAUAGCAAGCCGAGGAGAUAGUCGGGGAAAAAGUCUAAUAACAGAUUACACAGUGCUAAGAAAGAUAUGGACACAUCCCAAAGUCUUAGAGGAUGCUUGGAAAAAUGCGAAUAUGCUAAAGAAUAAAAAAGAUAACAAAAGGCCUGGACUUCCGCAUUCUGACGAUGAUCAGCCGGAUGAUAUUUACGAUAGCCAAACUGGACUUAUAUCAGUGACUAACGAUUGGUGGCGCAAAUAUCUUUCAAAAAAGGAUCUGGAAACCAUUAUGCCAAGUAACAAGCUGCGUGUAAUGUUCUCCAUUCUACGCAUGUGCGAAGAAAAAGGUGAAAAAUGCUUGAUCUUUUCUGCCUUUGUUGCCGUGCUAAAUGUAGUUGAAUACUUUUUCAAAAAAAUCACAGAAAAUGAUCCCGAAAUAUUGCAACACAUACAUAUACCAAACGCAACAAAACAAUCCAAUACUUGGAUAAGUGGGCAGGAUUAUUAUAGGCUCGAUGGCAAAACAGCUAAAAAUAUACGCCAUGAAAUGAUCAAGCGCUUCAACAGUGAAGCGAACAGACGAGCGCGUGUAUUUUUAAUAUCUGCCAAAGCUGGAGGGCAGGGUAUUAAUCUAACCGGUGCCAACAGAGUUAUAAUUCUGGAUACUUCAUGGAAUCCCUCAAACGAUCAACAAAAUAUAUUUCGUAUAUUUCGAUUGGGCCAAAAGAAGAACUGUUAUAUAUAUCGUUUAAUAGCAAUGGGUACGAUGGAGGAGAAGGUUUAUUCUCGCUCUGUGACAAAGCAAGCAAUGAGCUUCAGAGUUGUCGAUGAGCAGCAGAUUGACAGGCAUUAUAAUAUGGCAGAAUUAGCUGAGCUCUAUACCUUAACGCAUCCACAGCAAUCUGAAAGACCAAUGCCCCUGCUACCCAAAGAUACAAUAUUAGCGCAUUUAUUGCGUCAGUCUGAGCUGGUUUAUAAAUAUCAUGAGCACGAUACUCUGUUAGAAAAUAAAGUGGAACAGGAGCUGAGUGAGCAGGAAAAGGCUGAUGCAUGGGACACAUACGAGAGAGAAUUACAAAUGAAUUUAGCUCAACAAGAGGGUGUAAAUGUGGAUAAGGUUUUGAAUCCUGCCUUUCCUUUGAAGAACCCAUAUGCUCAUAUGGGUGGGGUGCCAAGUCUUGAUAUGCAAACUCUACUUAACUACAGUCUACAAUCUGCAUCGUUAAUGCCGGGGUAUAAUUACGGCAUGAAUCCAAAUUAUUUAGACACUUUAAAUCUGUAUCAAAAGUAUUCUUCGCUGCGUUAUCCUGAAAUGAACUCCGUUUUGAAUGAUCCCAGCUUUACGCCAAAUCCUUUUGGCGUCCUCAAUGCGCCCAACAUGAAUCGCAUGGUACCCACUCCUCCGCUUAUGCCCAACAUGUCAAACUCACAAAAUGCCAAAUCACUUCCAAGGGACUUUGGUCUAUUUGAUACUCAGCUGCGCAACAAUCCCUUGGCGCUGUCACAACUUCAUCAUUCACUCACUGCAGAAUCUCAGGCACAAGCGAUCUCUUCGGCAAGCACUAGCACAAAUAAUGUGAUGUCUACUCUGGGACAGUAUAAGCAACUGCUUGAAAACCCGCUGGCAGGUUUGUUGAAUUAUUCAGCGCAGGCAUACGGCGCUCCGGUUCCACCUCCACCUCCAGCCUCCGCUCAGGAUUUGCAGGCAAAAAUACAGUCAUUGUCAAACGCGUUGUAUGAAAAAACUCUGGACAAUAUGGAUGCUAGUAAGAAGGAUAAAAGAGGAAAAUCCAACGAGCAAAGCAAUGUACAGCGGUCCACAACAACUCCAGAAUUUCGAGCAACUACUACAACGACUACGGCGCCAGUUGUAACCUCAGUUGAUCUAACAAAGCCAACAGCAGCUACAGAAGCUUCGUUGUCGAGGAAUCCAUUGUCCUUGGCAAAAUCUUCGGCACCAAUUACCGGUUCGAUCGAUCUGACCUCAUCGUCAAUCUCUAGCUCAGCUAAAAAUACCACAGCUCUGAAGAAGUUGACAGCACAGUCCGUUAAACAGCGUAAUGCCGUAAAGGAGAGUAAUCCAAGUGAAGAGGAACGCAAUGCCAAAUCUACCAAGAGCCCCAUUAUAAACUUUCCAGCAGCCUUUAAUGCUAAUCGUGCCUCAGGCCUAUCAAAGGAUUAUCUCAAAAGUAACACUGAAAUGCAAAUAAUACCUACAACCAGUCCACCAGGCACCAGUAGCAUUACCAAGCAGCUAACCGAAAUGCCACCAAGCAUAUCCUUAACUGCCGUCAACACGAUUGCCGAAAGCACCAAGCCACGUUCAUCACCAACAGCCAAAUCAACUGCAAAUGUUGCUAAACAGCCGAAAGAUACUUUUCCUACAAUAAAAUCCGUUGAAAGUUUGCCUGCAUUAAUGACGAAAAGCAUCACAGCCGUGGAGAAGUCUAUGCCUGCAUUAUCGCCUGUAUCAGCUACGAAGAAAUUCGCUGGAGGCUCGGUUGAUUCAAGCGCCAAGAAUAAUGUCGAUUUGACUAAUUAUCGAUCAAUGACACCGACGCAACUUGCGGGCAAAGUUCCUAACCCAGCGACGGCCCUGCGGACACCUGCUCCGGCGUGGAAUGACUUGACACGACAAAAUGUUAAUAAAACUGUGGAUAUCAACUUGGCGGUAGAACUCGGACAGAAAGUGGUCAGCAAGCGUACGACGGAUGCCCUAAGUUUUAAUGUGAAAAGGACUAAAUAUCAAUAAACUAGCUGCAGUCAAUGUCUAUGUAAAUAAAGUGUAGUUUUAGGUUUUAGCAAAUACUAUGUACGCAUCCUCAAUUAAAUGAAUUUUA
Drosophila busckii is the source of this 5834-nucleotide messenger RNA. RefSeq names its product transcriptional regulator ATRX. The transcript is spliced from 20 exons. Gene Ontology annotation, molecular function: ATP binding; ATP-dependent chromatin remodeler activity; ATP hydrolysis activity. Bases 83 to 5746 code for a protein of 1887 amino acids. Lineage: Eukaryota; Metazoa; Arthropoda; Insecta; Diptera; Drosophilidae. Gene Ontology annotation, cellular component: nucleus. The record is from RefSeq and is a predicted model, not a curated record.